Abrus precatorius (Indian licorice) is the source of this 1095-nucleotide messenger RNA. Its product is annotated as vesicle-associated protein 2-2-like. The record is from RefSeq and is a predicted model, not a curated record. Bases 174 to 983 code for a protein of 269 amino acids. Lineage: Eukaryota; Viridiplantae; Streptophyta; Magnoliopsida; Fabales; Fabaceae. The transcript is spliced from 7 exons. Gene Ontology annotation, cellular component: plasma membrane; endoplasmic reticulum membrane. Gene Ontology annotation, biological process: endoplasmic reticulum membrane organization.
AGACAGGACAGGGAAAGGGGGAGUGUGUGUUACAGACAACAAGCGGUGGGUGAGUGUCAGUCUCCACACGUAACCGACGCAACCAACACCUUCUCUCUCUAUUUCUAUUGCUUUCUUCUUAGUUCUUAGUUCUUACCCACACACACACAAACACAUGCGUUGUUAUUGUUAACAUGGCUACGGAGCUUCUCCAAAUUCAACCCUCUCAACUCACUUUUGUCUUUGAAUUGAAGAAACAGAGUUCAUGCUUACUUCAUCUCGCAAACAACACUCCUCACCAUGUUGCCUUUAAGGUUAAAACGACGUCGCCCAAGAGAUACUGCGUCACGCCAACCAUCGGCAUCAUCAACCCACACGCAACAUCUCAUUUCACUGUUACUAUGCAAGCUCAACGCACAACACCACCUCACCUGCUCUGUAAAGACAAAUUCCUCAUUCAAAGCACCGUUGUCCCCUUUGGAACAACCCAAGACCAAAUCUCUUCUCACCUGUUCCUCAAAGAUAGUGGCAAGCGCGUUGAGGAGAAGAAACUAAGGGUCGUCCUCAUAACCCCACCCUCUUCCCCUGUAAAUGCAGAACUCGAGCAUCAAAACCUCCCUCCCCCUCUUUCACUGGUUUUUGAGGGAAAAAGUCCGGAAACAGCUCAGGAUAUGGAGGAGGAAACUGUUUCAAAGAGUGUUGAGAAGGUGGGUGGCAUGAAGCAGGCAAAUGAUGCUGCCAAGUUGACUUUUACUGAGGGUUCCGAGGAAUUGAAAUUGAGGCUGAAUGUAAUGGAUUCAAAGCUAAGCGAGGCUGAAAGAACCAUCAUCAAUCUGAAUGAAGAGAAGCGCAGGAACACCCAAGAAAAAAAUUUGCUCAAGCAAGAGUUGGAGAUGCUGAAGAGGACAGUCAAUAUGAAAAGAGCUCAAGGGGGCUUUCCGUUACUGUUUGUUUGUGUGGUUGCGCUUUUCAGUGUGGCACUCGGAUAUUAUAUUCACCCAUAAGGGGGAAAUAUGUAUAAUAUCAGACAUUCUAAAAUCAUGGAGUUCUUAAUGAUUCGAUAGAGGGCAACUCGUGAAUUGUGAUGGUAACACUCAAGAAAUGUCAAUAUGUGAU